AUGUUUGCCGCCACGUGCAACUUGUAACAUCAUGUGCCACCAUCAUGUCAGUUCCACCUGCUCUCUUAAGGCAUCUCUUCAGUUUGUAUCUUGUUGGCAUUCACUUUCCUUCAUAUUAUCUCCUACUGUAGUUCUAUCCAGAUCCUAUUCUUCCACUAUCUUGACACUUCUCUUGACCCCCCUUUCCUAUGGAUUUGCCAACAACUUCUAAAUCUAAAAAAGUUCGGCGAGAGAAAACCCCAUGUCUCUACAAGGGCAUACGAAUGAGGGCUUGGGGUAAAUGGGUUACAGAAAUAAGAGUUCCAAAGUCUGGAGGAAGGAUAUGGUUGGGCUCUUAUGAUACUCCUGACGAGGCAGCUCGAGCCUAUGAUGCAGCUGUAUAUUGCAUUUAUGGUGAAUGUGGGAGAUUCAAUUUUCCAGAUUUCAGAAGGCCAGUGCUUCCUGCAGGCUCUACGGUUUCCUUGUCCAAGGGGGAUAUUCAGCAGAUUGCCAUGAAUUUCGCUUCAGCUAAUGUACCAGAGUCUUUGCCGGUUUCAGCUACUGUGAAAACUGAGGUACAAGCUGAUACACCCGCUUCUCCAAAUGUAUUGGUUUCUAAGGAUAUGGCAAGUGCAUAUGAGGUAAAGGUUGAUCCUCUUGCCCCGACCUAUGCAAGUGGAGCAGGUUCUGCUGAUCCACCUGAAGAUUUCCACCUUGAUGAUUUCCGUAUGCUGGAUACAGAUUGGAUAGCUGAUUUCUAUUAGGUAUUUUUGUGCAAAAUAGUAUGUGUGUAUUUGCAUUUCUAGUGUAUAUGUGUAUUUAUGUGCAUAUAUGACUUUCUAUCUGUGUAUUUGUGAGCAUAUAUUACUGUGUAUCAGUGUAUUUGUGUGCAUACAUCAAUUUGUGCGUGUAUAUCCACUUGGGUAGUCUAGGGUGAGACAAAUUGUCAAUUAUGGAUAUGACAUCUGUCAGUGGGACUCAAUUGAGGCUCUUAAAAUGAGGACUUUUUAAUCAAAUGUACGAUGAUUUGUGUGUUGAGGAAAUAAUAUUCAGUCAUCCAACCGUUGAUUUGAAAGUCCUCAUGGAGUCUUCAUUUUAAAGCUCUCCCCAUAUAUGUAAUCAUGAAAAGUGGAAACUCUUGUUGCUCCUGAGGAAAU
Rosa chinensis is the source of this 1136-nucleotide messenger RNA. Its product is annotated as ethylene-responsive transcription factor ERF015. Gene Ontology annotation, molecular function: DNA binding; DNA-binding transcription factor activity. The coding region runs from base 189 to 743 and encodes 184 amino acids. NCBI's taxonomy places the organism in Eukaryota, Viridiplantae, Streptophyta, Magnoliopsida, Rosales, Rosaceae. Gene Ontology annotation, biological process: regulation of DNA-templated transcription. The transcript has a single exon. The record is from RefSeq and is a predicted model, not a curated record.